This is a messenger RNA of Coregonus sp. 'balchen', 5296 nucleotides long. Lineage: Eukaryota; Metazoa; Chordata; Actinopteri; Salmoniformes; Salmonidae. The record is from the annotation of a GenBank genome assembly.
AUGACGAUGGACAACGGAGACUUCACUAAAACUCUCCCCACAUGGCGGUUUGUUGUCCUUUCAUCAAAACUUUGUUAAUUAGCUAAUAUUUUUCUUUUACAUAUCUUAUUUAACUGUGUCUGGUUUGUUCUAGGGUCUUGGAGACAAAAUGUCAAAUGCAGGCAAUAGUAGAAGCUCAAGUCCAGCAUCUGGAGUUCUUAGUGCUGAGGGAAAUCAACCCAGUGGUAAGACAAACAUUGUCUUGAUUUGGGCCUUUCUUUUGGUUCACCAAAUUCCUAUUUUUCUUUUUUAUAAAAUGUUAAAAGGUGUAAUUCACUCUUUUAUUUUCUAGAAUGCUACAGUGUUAUAAUAAGACAGCUUCAUGAUGAAAUAGAUACAGUGGGGAGAACAAGUAUUUGAUACACUGCCGAUUUUGCAGGUUUUCCUACUUACAAAGCAUGUAGAGGUCUGUAAUUUUUAUCAUAGGUACACUUCAACUGUGAGAGACGGAAUCUAAAACAAAAAUCCUGAAAAUCACAUUGUAUGAUUUUUAAGUAAUUAAUUUGCAUUUUAUUGCAUGACAUAAGUAUUUGAUCACCUACCAACCAGUAAGAAUUACGGCUCUCACAGACCUGUUAGUUGUUCUUUAAGAAGCCCUCCUGUUCUCCACUCAUUACCUGUAUUAACUGCACCUGUUUGAACUCGUUACCUGUAUAAAAGACACCUGUCCACACACUCAAUCAAACAGACUCCAACUUCUCCACAAUGGCCAAGACCAGAGAGCUGUGUAAGGACAUCAGGGAUAAAAUUGUAGACCUGCACAAGGCUGGGAUGGGCUACAGGACAAUAAGCAAGCAGCUUGGUGAGAAGGCAACAACUGUUGGCGCAAUUAUUAGAAAAUGGAAGAAGUUCAAGAUGACGGUCAAUCACCCUCGGUCUGGGGCUCCAUGCAAGAUCUCACCUCGUGGGGCAUUAAUGAUCAUGAGGAAGGUGAGGGAUCAGCCCAGAACUACACGGCAGGACCUGGUCAAUGACCUGAAGAGAGCUGGGACCACAGUCUCAAAGAAAACCAUUAGUAACACACUACGCCGUCAUGGAUUAAAAUCCUGCAGCGCACGCAAGGUCCCCCUGCUCAAACCAGCGCAUGUCCAGGCCCGUCUGAAGUUUGCCAAUGACCAUCUGGAUGAUCCAGAGGAGGAAUGGGAGAAGGUCAUGUGGUCUGAUGAGACAAAAAUAGAGCUUUUUGGUCUAAACUCCACUCGCCGUGUUUGGAGGAAGAAGAAGGAUGAGUACAACCCCAAGAACACCAUCCCAACCGUGAAGCAUGGAGGUGGAAACAUCAUUCUUUGGGGAUGCUUUUCUGCAAAGGGGACAGGACGACUGCACCGUAUUGAGGGGAGGAUGGAUGGGGCCAUGUAUCGCGAGAUCUUGGCCAACAACCUCCUUCCCUCAGUAAGAGCAUUGAAGAUGGGUCGUGGCUGGGUCUUCCAGCAUGACAACGACCCGGAACACACAGCCAGGGCAACUAAGGAGUGGCUCCGUAAGAAGCAUCUCAAGGUCCUGGAGUGGCCUAGCCAGUCUCCAGACCUGAACCCAAUAGAAAAUCUUUGGAGGGAGCUGAAAGUCUGUAUUGCCCAGCGACAGCCCUGAAACCUGAAUGAUCUGGAGAAGGUCUGUAUGGAGGAGUGGGCCAAAAUCCCUGCUGCAGUGUGUGCAAACCUGGUCAAAACCUACAGGAAACGUAUGAUCUCUGUAAUUGCAAACAAAGGUUUCUGUACCAAAUAUUAAGUUCUGCUUUUCUGAUGUAUCAAAUACUUACGUCAUGCAAUAAAAUGCAAAUGAAUUACUUAAAAAUCAUACAAUGUGAUUUUCGGGAUUUUUGUUUUAGAUUCCGUCUCACAGUUGAAGUGUACCUAUGAUAAAAAAUUACAGACCUCUACAUGCUUUGUAAGUAGGAAAAGCUGCAAAAUUGGCAGUGUAUCAAAUAGUUGUUCUCCCCACUGUAGGUCCAAAAUGUCCUACAAAGAAGUUGAGGCCAUGGUCCAAGCUCACAUGAAGGUACAGUAUGAUAAUGAUUGAUGAUGCAUAGUAGCAAAUCACUGUUUUACAUGUUUUUAUGGUUUUCUUUUAGUAUCCAGUAAUUGGCCAUGGCUCUGUGAUCUGCUGUGGGAAUAUCUAUCUGUCUGAAAAACAAAAGCGUUUUAUGUUCUCAGCCUAUUUUGGAUCAAAUUCGUUCAGAUGCAUGUCAAUUGGUAACUAAGUCAUCAGCAUUGGAGGAUAGCUGUCACAGGAAAGACCAACAGGACAAACACAUUCUCUUACAUACCCCCUCCCUCAAAUGGUUCCUUUUGAAAUUAGCCUUUACCAAAAAAGAAAAUGUGUGUGGAAUUUUCAUUGUUAGACAUAAAAGACACACAAAAAAACACCAGGAAAUCAGCUCCAAGUGAUUUUAAUUUAAGAAAUCUGUUCUUAAGUAUUCCCACGCAUAAUAGAGAGACAUGACGUGAUCAUGUACAAAUGUAAGCAAGGUUUGAAAGGAUUAUGUUUUAGUCAAACAUUAUAUCUGUUGGGCUUCUUGCGGUCAAUUUGCGGUCUACAAAUUAUUUGUAAUUAUGUUCCGGCCCCCGACUAUCCACUCAACAAAAAAAUUGGACUGCGGCUGAAUCUAGUUGAUGAUCGCUGCUAUAGGAUAAUAUUCAUAGUCAUGUGUGACCAUCCUGCAUUUAUCCUCUGUGCUGUGUUUGACUGAAGGAUUACGUGCAGAGCUACCUGAUCUCAUCCGACCGUACACUCCUACUCUCUGAGAACGAUGCCAUAAAAUUGGAGCUCAGAAAUGCCAAGAGUCGACAUGAGACUGUGAUCAAGAGCCUCCACCUGUCCCUCCAUUCUGCUGAGCAGGAGAACAAGAGCUCCAAGCUCACAUUCCAGCAGAACCUCUGUCUGAGGACAAGGUACACUCCAUGGAGCAGAAACUCAAGGAGUUUGAGGGACAGGUCCUGUCUUUGCAGCACAAUCUCAUGGGCUCCAAUGAGAGAACUCAGUGUGCAGAAAAUCCUAUGGGUCUCCGACAAGAGGCUCCAGUCCCUUCAGCAAGACCUGGAGGAGUCUGAGAAGAGAGGCCAAAGUCUGCAGAAAAUCCUUGGGGACUCCCAAGAGAGGACCCAGUCUCUGCAACAGAACCUGGCUUCCUUUGAGAAGAACAUCCAGACCCUCAGCUAGAACCUUAGCGCUUCAGAAAAGAAGGUUAAGUUCCUUCAGCACAAUAACUGGAAGUCUGAGGAAAAGGUCUCUCUCCUACAGAAGAGCCUGAAGUAUUCAGAGGAGAAGGUCGUAUCCCUCCAACACAACCAUUGGGCCUCGGAGGAGAAAGCCCAGUCCCUGCAGCAGAGCCUCAACUCCUCAGAGGAAAAUUUCCAGUCGACAAAACAUUGGCUCAAGGCUACAGAUGAGAAGGCCAAAGCCCUGAAGGAGGCUCUCAGAUCUUCAGAGGAGAAGACCCAGUCCUUACAGGAGGCCCUGGCGGUCAGCGAGAGCCGGAUCAGGGCGGCCAAGGCCCAGCAGCAGUCUCUGGAGAAAUGCAAAAAGGAGCAGGAGGAGAGGAUCAAGAGUUUGAUGAAGACUCUCAGGGUUUCUGAGGAGAGGCACCACAGCACAGUGCAGGACCUGCAGAUGGGUCUUCAGAGUGCCAGGGAGAAAGUGGAGAUUCUGCAGGAUGCACUGGACAAGACUGAGUCUGGGCAAGUGAAGGAGGUGGGGCAGCUUCAACAGAAACUGAACAGAGCUACAAAGAAAUUGUCUUCAACAGAGCAGGAGCUGCACAGCCAGAGUGAGUGAAUAAUGUUGAAGAUUAUAUUAUAUUGUAUGAAAAACGUAUGCACUCACUAACUGUAAGUCGCUCUGGAUAAGAGCGUCUGCUAAAUGACUAAAAUGUAAAAAUGUAAAUAUCAGAUGUUUCCCUUUCACUGUAUAAUCCUGAUUUCAUAUUGGCUUUGUUAGUUGUUGCCUUGAACACUCAAUUACUGGAGGAGCAGUCAAAGGCAAACAAGGAGCUCGAGAGAUCCAUUAGAUAUGAGAAAGAGCUGCAAGACACUAUCAACGAUCUCAGGUUAACAUAAGUACACACAUACACACACACACUUUCCUUUAUUGAUACAAAUAAAAACAGAUAAAAACAAUGAAGAUACAACAGUGACCCUAGCCAAUGAUUGGACGUGAUAUGACUCCUUUAUAUCCCCUCUCUCUCCACUUCGACAGAAAGAAGCUGAAAACCUAAAUUGAGGAGAGGGAGUUUGACCUGAAUAGCCUGAGGAUGUGUCAGAAGGACCUGGCGGAUGUACAGCACCACCUACAGGCAGACCUGCUGAGGUGCAGACUGGUCUGUGGCCUGGAGAAGGGACCACAUCACUUCACCCCCGCAUGGGUGGCCUGAAGGAGGGGUUCUUCAAUUUGAAAACCAACCUGCACUCUGUCCUGGAGAAGGAGGCUGGGAGAGACGACCAGAGGAGGCAAGACUGGAUGCAGACAAGACUGGAUGUUAGACAAGAGCAAGGAAUGGGAAAAAAAGGCAGAACACCUGGUGAGACAUCCUUUUGUUUUAUUGUAAAUCAUGUACAAUUGAUGACCAGUACACAUUGGUAUAUUUUGCUUACGGCACGCUUACUCAGACAAUAAAUUAUAACUUUCAAGGUAUUGCUACUAGUCUUGUUACGCUACCUUAGUAGCAGUAGACCUACCUCAUGAAGAAGCACAGCUGAGGUUUCACAAACCAUAGAAGCAACAGAGCAUUUCUGCAUCAUUAUUACAAUAUGACUGAGUUGUUGGCUGUAUGUGCCUCUUUUCUGCAGGUGGACAGUUUAGAUUCUCUGCAGUGUCACCAGCUGCUGGAAGAAGGAGGGGAUAAGAGGGACCAAUAUAGAGUAGUAGCAUGGAUAAGUGGAGCAUCACCCUCCCCCCGUUCCCCUUCUGCUGUGACGAUGCCCCAGAGGAACCUCUCUACGAGACCUGCUUCUCCAUAUCCCUAUGGGUAAUCUAAUCAACAUCUCGGCAUAGAUUUAAUAAUUUAGCCCAGAUCUUUUAUUUUCAUACUCUCCCAUGUUGCUGUCUCCUGGGAGAGUGGAUGGAAGGUUCUGUGGUAUUAUGCUUUUAAAUUUUUGAGUGCCAUGACAGUCCUGUAUGUAUUGUUUUGUCUUCUUUUCUUCACAGGCAAUAUUUAGGCCAGGAGAAGAAGCUUUGGUCUAGCGCCCCCUGUGGGUUGAAGGAUUCUGAAGGCAUGCAGCAUUUACUAACAGUCCAAAAAAGACUGAAGAACCUCCAGUCA